Anopheles funestus (African malaria mosquito) is the source of this 4426-nucleotide messenger RNA. RefSeq lists its product as uncharacterized. The transcript has 3 exons. Bases 919 to 3036 code for a protein of 705 amino acids. Lineage: Eukaryota; Metazoa; Arthropoda; Insecta; Diptera; Culicidae. The record is from RefSeq and is a predicted model, not a curated record.
GGUUUCUUUCGACUCGAAUCACCGGAUUCGAUGCACGUGCUUCCGAAACGCGCCGCCGGUGUACGUCGUGUUUGUGCCCUGUCUAGUGUAACCGAUUUUUUUUUUGCGCGGGUUAGUACUUAAGUGCAGCAUAUACCAUUGUAGGGUCCAUGAUAAGGAAGGGCCCAACCGUGAAUACAGUUCGGUGUAAUAUUCGGCGGCUUACAAAGCUAAGAGUGAUGUUGUGGCAACAGCUAAAAGGUAUAAUUUAUAGCAAAAGAUGUAGUGUUGUGUGUUAGUAGUACGACGAUCAAAGUUCGAAUUCGUUUGGAGUGUACAAAUGUGUCGGUUUUGUUAAUCGUUACCUGUGAGGCACGUGUAAAAAUCGUUUGCGAAUAGAAAAUAGUAUCGAAUCAAUCAAACGCAGUUCGGUGGCGUAAGUUACCGUAUCUUUGAAUUCAAUCAACCAUAGUGAAAAGUGAGGAAAUAUAGCUUUUUCCACCCUGUCGAUGGUUGGUGCUAGAGCGUAGCGUGAAUAUCAUAUUCUGUUGGUGCAGGUGGUUUCUAAGUGAAGGCGGCAGACCUGAGGAGCAAACCGUGUGUGCACACCAGCAGUUGGGGCUUCAAAUGGAUUAAUGCAAAGCACAAUAUACAGCUGGAUAACACUUCUUCAUUCACCAAGAUCCACAUCGUACUCCAACGAUACGACACCCCGUAAUUGCCAUGUUGUCUGCUAUUGAGUAAUCGAUUGAGUAUGAGUUCGUGCACGGUGAUUCGUACACUUUACUGCCGUUUAUAUCCUUCAAAAACCAAGUGACUAAAGUUCAUCGGAACGGGCUUACCACAAGGUGACAAGUGGUUCGAUGAUACGGCAAGGAUGAGUCCCCCGUUCGUCAUCGGCCAGAUAAGCGCUCGGAAGCAGCACACCCGCAAGCCCUAAUGCCGGCAAUGGCCAACAGGUGCCCACCACCAUCACAAUCGUCCCCCUCAGUACCAGCGACCGAACCAUCAACAUUGUUCUCGCACACAAUCUCACCACCGCCGUCAUCAUUAUCCGGUGCGGGAGUGGCACCACAGGCAGCAAUCUCAAGGCCCCAACCGGUAGCGGUUACAAGCCGUACGGGUACGGUGGUUUGCGGCCUAAUUGGAAAGUUUGAAUGCACCAGAACCGACUCUGCUGACGUCAAAGUGACAGCAAACAGUUGUCGAGCGAGCGAUAACGCGCUUAUCACUUACAGGGGCUGUCCCAUCACUGGCAGAUCGUGCCCGCCGUACGGUACGGGCGAAACCGGAGACGGUGUCGGUGCGGGCCGGACGAUUGUGACCGGUAACCGUAACGAAUGUUCUGAUAAGACCACCACCACCACAAUGGGCGUCGGUGGAACGGGCGGUCGGCUAGGGAAAUGUUCCGGUGAAAUGGUGAACGCAGAAAUGGAUGCCUGUGUACAUAGAACCCGAGAUCGUCAGCGAAAAACCGUCGUCUACAGUCGGCUUUGUUUGGACGAUGCGUUGCUGGAAGAUGUGGGACUGUUGGAAACGGACAACACCCGAAAGACGGCGAAUGGAGCGACAGAACGGCGGGAGACCGGCUGGACGACGGGACAGGCGGAAGUGAUCCGUUUUCCGUGCGUAGAACGACUGAUCGAACUGUACGCAAACAUCAUCCGCCAGAAGGAGGCUGAAGUGCAAAGAUUUAUGAGCAGUAUUGUAAGGAACGGUGAUAAAAGACGAUUAGAUAAGGCCGUACCAUCGUCGGCGGACGGCCGAUGGCAAUGUGCUGCGGAGGGGGAUGGGUCGCACGGCAGCAAUUUACAGCAAGGUGACAUACGCAACGAACCCUCGCUACCUGCGUCAGUAUCGCUGGAAUCGUUGUCACGUACGAAGACGUUGCAGGCUACAGACACGGUUGGUGACGACCGCAUGCGCACUAGUUCGAUACAGUCCAUCGACGAGGUGGUACGCGCAGGUCGCACGAAAGAACGCUCCAGCCCGGCCCAGUCGGACGAAGGUUGGCGCAGCAGCACCCAGCCCAGCCCGUACGGUUCAAGCGACGAAGAGGAACGUCCAGUGCCGGUAGAGAAAGAAACGCCGGCCGACACGAUGAAGAAUCGCGACAAGGUAAUACGUUCGUCCAGCUCGGAUUCCGCCCUCGGACUGGAUGAUGAUCUCAGCCAGCAGGAACAGCAACAGAUGAUCGCAACCGUUGGCAAGGUGCGUCGACUUACGCUCGGUGUGUCGGAUAUACCGCUCCGUUCCGCUUUACUACCGGUACCGGAACCAUCCACACUGCCCAGCUUGGUAACGGCGGUAACAACGGACCACUGUCCUACGGUGGUACGCAGCAAGAUGAUUCUGGAGGCGCAACUCAUCGAAUUACCGCUUGCCGACAGUAGCGAACAGUCGGGCCAACAGCAACAGCUAGGCUGUCCACCGAGCAACUCCGUCUCACGGCGUGAAUCCGCCCAAAGCUACAUCAGUGAUACUGGUGAAGGUGUACGCUACGUCCGCACACCGUCCGUCGUCGUCUCGGACUAUUCGGACGACACGAUGUGUGGCAUUACGCUGGAGGAAAUUGAGUACUUCCGGCGGCACAGGUUGCGCCGUGGUUCGGCCGACUGUGAGUCGGACAUUAGUGCGGCCUCAUCGUGUAGCAAUCUGAACUACUGUGGUUCGUCCAUCAGUGCGCUGGAUGGGUGCGAGUACCAGUGCGGACUGAGGACGCCCGAACGCAAGGUGUCCGAUUGUUCCACCUGCUCCACGGUAAGCUGUGAUGAGGACGAAGGUUACUCGGUGGUUCGCUCCAAGCUUGCCAGCCUUAGCCUUCCGUCAGACCCAGUUCCAGAGGAGACGGAAAUUUCCCCAAAGUCAGCGAUACCACCGGUUAUCAGUGCGCCAGCGAUCGAACGGUUGGGAAAUGGCGUUGCAACGACAGUGGACACUUCUACCGAGACGGGAGACGUUCGGGUAUGCAGCAAAAAGAAGGUUGGUAUGAAUGAUAAAGACAAAAUUGACAGAAUUGGAAGAAUGCAUACAAUAGACAAAGGGUUCGUGGUUUGAUCUACGCCUUUUGUUCGUUGAAGUCUUUUGUUCCUGACAGAAAGCUGAAUCAUGAACGAUUGGCAUGAACCAUUUGUUCAUUGUGCGAGUGAACCGUAAGUAAAUGAAACUAAAGCGCUAUUGCUGGAAGGAGAGCAUUCCUUCCACAAACUUUACACAGCCUUGACAUGUGUUGAAGUCCGUAUCGAAACGUUCAAAGGUUGAUAGGAGUUAAAAAAAAAUACACCCUUGUGUUGGGAACAUAAAAUGCGCAUAUUUCAUCGAAAAUGUGAAAAGAAUUCUGCGUAGCAGAAUUGAAUGAGCUACAUAGUGAAACCAGAUCGGAAGGUAGUUGAACCGCAAAAGCUCUAGACUGGUAGUCAACAUACACCCCGCUCAUAUAAACAAACAAAAAUGAUUGAACGUUAAGCGGGGGUUGACUCGAAAGACCAAAUACUACAUUGAUUGUGUGCCCGAACAGAACUAUGACGUGAAAAUGAUAAAUGAAUCUCGUCCAACUUGGAACAGCUAUGGUGUGUGCGCGUUUUAGGCAAAUACUUGAAUUUUCUCUUUUUUUCCCCCUAUUGUGCUUAUCUUUCCAUCCGGUGUCAUUCAUUUAUCUGAGUCAAAACCGGAGAUAGCAACAGAAAUGAAAGCCCAUGUCGCUGGUAAGAGGAAUAAAAGAUCAGGAUUGGGAUUUGCUAAAUGAAUGCUCAAUACACUUUUCCAUGCCCGGAUAGCCGUAAGCACAAAUCGUACCUUGGUGUGUUAGUACGACAUGUAUAUCACAGGUAAAAUAAUCCGGCGAGUCGAUUAAUCUUUCGCUAGUUCCAUUAGCACGACCAUAAGUGACUGCGAACAUUAAUGAGAUUGAUUAAUCAAAUUAGGCUGACCAAAUUACACGUUCGUUUACCUUCGUUCGUGCCUUCCGAUCUGCAGUAAUGAUGAUUUUGCAUUUUAAGGGUGGAAUAAAUGUUAAUUUUUUUAAAAUAUAUUUAAGUUAGUGCAAGAAAGUGGACGAGAGUUAUUAUUUUUACAAGUUAAUUUUCCAACAAAAAUAAUCUGCAAACUCUCUAAUCAGGUGAUCUCACCGGUGUGCGAUUGUUUUAGGAAGCUAUCCGCCACAUAUUACGUUAUUGAGCAAAUAUCGAUCAUUAUCACUUUUUUUCUGACAACAAUGACGAAACAAUGUUAAUCUCGAGACAAAACAGAUCGCUAGACGUGCCAAACAACUCGCACAUCAACGGCUUACAGGCGCACGAGCACGAGAGACGGCCUAAGGAGAGCUUUCAAGCUUAGUGAGCGUAAAGAUCGUACCGGAUCAUGCCGUAUCUAAGAGAGUAGUAGAUACGGACUGAAUCGUUCCCCGCUCAAGAUCUGAGCGUAAGCAGACCGAUCGUGAAAAUUCGUU